Messenger RNA from Arctia plantaginis, 213 nucleotides. Lineage: Eukaryota; Metazoa; Arthropoda; Insecta; Lepidoptera; Erebidae. The record is from the annotation of a GenBank genome assembly.
AUGACUUCCUUUGGAGCUAAUAUCAUUCGAGAAGGCGGCUUCAUGCCGACUUGCAUGAUACAAGGACAAAUAUAUCAUUUGCAUGGUUCAAUGGUACCAACACCAGAUAAACCGCAUCAAUUUCUGCAAAUAUAUUUCAUUUCGUCGAUGGUGGAUCAGCUGAAUGUGCGGUGCAAUAUAGGGAACACAACAGUUAAAGAGACGAAUUAUUGA